Messenger RNA from Acanthoscelides obtectus, 468 nucleotides. Lineage: Eukaryota; Metazoa; Arthropoda; Insecta; Coleoptera; Chrysomelidae. The record is from the annotation of a GenBank genome assembly.
CACAUCUGAGAAACAAUCGAGAGUGAGUUGAAAAUGAUCGGAAUACAAUUGUUUUUGUGUCUACACGGUGUUUCAGAAAAACGUGGUAAUAUUUCUAGAACGUAAAGAAGACCAAACGUAAUUCGAAAAACUCAUACAAACAUGAGAAUAUUAUAUCGUAAGAUUGACCAUUUCAUGAAAUGUAUCAUUAUAUACCGAGUGACAAAAAAAGGUGGUAGACGGUCUCUGACUGUCGAACGCAGAGGUACCACCCGGCGGAUCUCAUGGAACGUAUUUCACAGGUUUUACGUCAAAAAAGGAGAGUAAGGUGACCACGCGCGGUAAUAACUUAAUUAGUGAUAUCUGAUAUGUUCAAAAAUUUUACGUUGUGCAUUUUAAGGAUGCUUUGAUGCAAUUAUUUUAUUUAAAUUUCAUAAAUUUACCAGUUUUAAUGCAAAUUUUUGUCGUACUUAAAGAACAAUAAACGAG